Molecule: messenger RNA, 1829 nt
Organism: Ochlerotatus camptorhynchus
Lineage: Eukaryota; Metazoa; Arthropoda; Insecta; Diptera; Culicidae
Gene: Sans
Product: SAM_USH1G_HARP domain-containing protein Sans
Exons: 8
Coding region: 259-1710 (483 amino acids)
Molecular function (GO): protein binding
Source: RefSeq, a predicted model, not a curated record
GUACAUCUGGCCUGGUGAACUCACCAGCUAAACUAGUCGUAGAUCGGGACGAGUGGAAUGUAGACGCGGAAUUUGCUGCUGCCGACGACGCAACGUUUCUUUCGAUAGGGGUUAUCGCAGUGGGAUCGUGUGUUUACGAAGCAGAUGAUUUGGACUGUGGUGUGUACGAGGUGAAAAACAAGUUGGUGGGAAGUUGUGCAGAAACAGCUCAGUGGAAUCAAUGAAAGCAGAAACGUUGAGUUAGCAGAUAACGGAGCGAUGUCGUCGGACAGAAUACACAGAGCGGCCAAGGAUGGUCUGCUUGACGUGCUCAAGGAGGCUACCCGAGCCGAAGCAAAUUCCAAAGAUGCAGACGGUAUGACCCCAGUGCUGUGGGCUGCCUUCGAAGGUCGAUUGGAAGCCCUGAAAUUACUAGUCGGAAGAGGAGGUGAUCCGGACAAAUCGGACCAGUUCGGCAACACCGCUCUGCACCUAGCCUCCGCCAAGGGUCACAUGCCGUGCGUGGAUUUCCUGGUACAAUUCGGCGUCAAUUUGUACGCUCUGGAUAUCGAUAAUCACAGUGCGCAAGAUUUGGCGGCAAUCAAUAAUCGGGACAACAUUUUGCGUUAUCUGGAUGCGGCAGCUGCAAAUUUGGAGGCGGUUGAUAAAAAAAAGGUGCGAGAUUUAAAAGAGCGCGCAAAAAAGAAAUCGGCAAAACGGGCACAAGAGUACGCCGCCAGGCAGCAGAAGCUCGAGCAGGGGAAAGAUGAACAACGAGUUAGACCACAUCGGCCGUCCAACAUGCUGCAGAUGUUGAAGCACAAGAUUUGGUCCGGUAGUCAGGGAAAUCUGAAAAAUUCCCAUAAGGAUAAUUUGAAUAACAAUUCAACGAAGUUUAGUGCAUUAGUUGGUGGUACCGUGACCGGAUCACGAGGGGCUGUAAAAAAGCGAGCCGAAGCGUCUAAAUUGCGGCAACAGAUGGAGAAUGGAGGAUUCAAAAUUGGCGAAGUAGAGCCAACGGGCAAGAGAAGCGUCCGGUCGAUUCAGGGUUUGCAGAGGGAUUCGGAAAUCCUAUACGUUGGAACGUACAUUUCUUCCGACGAUAACAGUAAGCGAGGGAAGAUUAAGGACGUAUUUGAUGUUGAUUCCAAUGGCUACGAAGAAGUAGAUGAUGAUGACAGUGAGAGCGGUGGAUCUAGUGCAAAGUUCAAUACGAUUUCCAGAUCAGUCAGUCAACCAGAUUUCCUGGCGAAUUUGAAUGACGACUUGACCAACGAUGUGAUGCUUCAGAACAGACCCAGUAUUUUCAAUCGACCAUCCGGGAAUUUAGCAAUGACUCGAUCGGUGUCCACUGUUCUGGCACAAUUGGGCAAUGAAAAUUCCGCCAACGAGUCGUCGGAUGGAUCUACAAUAGCGAAACCGAAGCAUGGACCCAUCAAACCUCGCACGCAGCUGGUCAUUUCAGAUUCGGAAAGUGAAGCGGACAGUUCGGAGAAUGAGGAAAACGAUUCCCUAGCGGUGCUGAGGUUUUUGGCAGCGUUCAAACUGGAUGAUCACUAUCCGAUUUUUCAGAAAAACGAAAUUGAUAUGGAAACUCUGAUGCUGUUGACGGAAGGCGAUAUCAAGUCGUUGGGAUUACCGAUCGGUCCCCACAGGAGAUUAUGCAUCGCCAUUCAGGAGCGGAAAGAAGCGCUCGCCAGUCCGGGGACUAUCUUGGACAGCCGGUUGUAAGAAGGUGCUGCUAUGAUGUGAUUGCAUUUUGAAUAGACGUUGCUGCCCCCUCGCUUGAACUGUACAAUACGAACUCCUUUGUGUAAAUAAUGAAUUAAAUUAUUCAGAAAUUUUAUGAA